AUGGCGGAAAUUGCAGUAAACUACCUACUUGACAAGCUCAAGGACUUUCUAGAGAAUGGGGUUCUAUUGAGAGGUGCCGAGGAAGAAAUUACUUUAGUGAAGAGACAAUUGGAGUACAUAAGGACAUUCCUGAGGGUUGCAGAUUCCCUGGAAGAGAGUGAUGAGGAAGUCAAAGUUUGGGUGAAGCAGCUGAGAGAAAUCGCAUAUGACACCGAGGACGCUCUUGAUGAAUUCAAAUUUCUCCUGGCGCAUGAUCAUGAAAUUGGUUCACGUGGUCUUCUCUCCAAGAUGUCCUGCUGUAUCAAGAACAUGAAAGGUCGAUACCGAAUUGCUUCGGAGAUGAAAUCCAUCAACUCCAGGAUCAAAAGCAUAUAUGAUGGACCCUGGAGGAUCCGAGACAAAUUAAAUAAAGCCGAACAUUGCUAUGGCUCUAGUAAGCCAAACGACACAUGGCAGGACCAGCGAGGGAAUGCCCUUCUUUUAGACAAAGCUGAGCUCGUGGGCAUCAAUGAACCGACAAAAAGGCUGGUUGGCUGGCUGAUUGAGGACGCUUGCACGCGAGAAGUAAUCUCAGUCGUGGGGAUGGGAGGACUGGGGAAAACUACCUUGGUGAAGCAAGUUUACGAAGAUCCAGAAGUGAAAAAACAUUUCAUGGUACAUGCUUGGAUAAGUCCUUCUCCAUCUCCAAAUAUAGAAGAGAUCCUCCAAGGCAUGAUUCGACAAAUUCUGCGGGAGACCGAAGAACCAGUUCCUCCUCUAGAGGAAAAGGACGGGUUAUGCCAGAAGAUGAUUAUCAAGGACUUGCUACAAAAUGCGAGGUACCUGAUCAUUGUAGAUGAUGCAUGGCACAUAAAUGAUUGGGAUGCGAUCAAACAUGCGUUGCCUAACAACACCUGUGGCAGCCGAAUAAUCAUCACAUCCAGGAAUUCUGCUUUGGCGUACACCUCAUGCGGAGAAUUCAGAGGGAUGGUUUACAAGAUGGAGCCACUACCACCUGAACAGUCCUGGAAGCUUUUCUGCGCAAAGACAUUUCAGGGGAACUCGUGCCCUCCUCAUCUAGAGGAGACUUGCAGGCUUAUCCUAAGAAAGUGUGAGGGAUUGCCACUUGCUAUUGUGGCCAUCAGUGGUGUCUUGGUUUCGAAAGACAGGAGAAAAAAGGAUGAAUGGGAUCUGGUUCGUCGUAGUCUUCGUACUGAAAUCGAUUGCAACGACAAAUUCAAAGCCUUGAAGAGAGUCCUUUCACUUAGUUUUGAUGACCUACCAUACUACUUGAAGUCCUGUUUCUUGCUCUUGAGUGUAUUUCCCAAGGGUUACCUCAUUAAGCAUGCGAGAUUAAUUCACUUAUGGAUUGCAGAAGGAUUUGUAGACAAGAAAGAAGGCAUGACAGUAGAAGAAGUAGCCCAGGACUACUUCAAUGAGCUCCUGAACAGAAGCCUGAUGGAGAUGGCUGUUGAAACAAGCGAUAGAAAGAUCAAGUAUUGCCGUAUCCAUGAUUUUCUGCUGGAUAUCAUUGCUUCAAAGUCAAGCAACCAAGGCUUUGCAGAAAUAGCCAUAGGAAAACAUCAUAAAUGUCCGGACAAAGUUCGUUGCCUAUCUAUACAGAACAGAUUGCAAGCGAUCCAACAAAAAAGGUCAUUGUCUCAACUACGUUCUUUAUACAUGUUUGGGGUAGAAAGAUCUUGCAUGGAUGCCGUUCUAGGUAGUGACAUGAGACUGCUCACUGUUCUGGACUUGCAAACUCCUUCUUUAAAAAGGUUCCCAGCUCAAGUUGCUGAGUGGUGGUACCUGAGAUAUCUAAGUUUCAGGUACAGCAAGGUGAGAACUGUUCCAAAUUCCAUAGGGGACCUUCAAAACCUAGAGACCCUAGACCUUAAAUACACAUACGUCACAGAAUUUCCAGUUAUGAUCUUGAAGCUCCAACGACUUCGCCAUCUAUUCAUAUGUCGUCAUGGAGAGACGCCCUACCCAAUCUUUAAACACGGUUUCAAGCCCCCAGAAGGAAUAGGGGCUCUACGGUCCCUGCAAAAGCUCCUCUGUGUGGAAGCAGGUGACGAGGGAAACAGCAGCUUAAUGAGAGAGCUUGGAAAGUUGAAACAAUUGAAUAAGUUAGGCAUCGUGAAGUUAAGAAAAGAAGACGGAAGGGAAUUGUGCUUGUUGAUUGAGAAAUUAACAAAGCUUCAAGUAAUAGCUGUAAGGUUAGUCCAUGAAAAUGAGAUUAUUCAUCUACAACCCCUCACUUCCCCACCUCCAUUUCUCCAGAGAAUCUACUUGACGGGACGUCUGGAGGCAUUACCACAUUGGAUAUCAUCUCUUGAUAGCCUAAUGGUAUUGAAGCUGAAAUAUAGUCGGCUAAAGGAUGAUCCAUUGCCGUCUCUUGGGAUUUUGCCUAAUCUUGUGCAUCUCAAGUUGCUUCAGGUUUAUGAAGGAACUAAGUUGCGUUUCAAAGCCAACAACUUCUUGAAGCUACGGAUUCUAGACCUUGGUCCAUUUGACAAACUUGAGUGCAUGGAAGUGGAGAAGGGAUCAAUGCCUUGUCUUGAGGAGUUGACUAUGGAGAGUUGUAAGCUAAUGGAGAAGCUUCCAUCUGAUAUCGAGCACCUGGAAAAGUUGAAAGUGCUGAAGUUUAUUGACAUGCCUGAUGAGUUAGUGAAGAAACUUAGGCAAGAAGGACAAGAUGAUGAUUACCUGAAAGUGGCACAUGUUCCAGAAGUAUAUUAUGGUUACCGGAGAAAUGGGGGAUGGGAUGUUUUGCUCACCAAGGCAUUUGUAUGA
Molecule: messenger RNA, 2772 nt
Organism: Eucalyptus grandis
Lineage: Eukaryota; Viridiplantae; Streptophyta; Magnoliopsida; Myrtales; Myrtaceae
Product: disease resistance protein RPM1-like
Exons: 1
Coding region: 1-2772 (923 amino acids)
Biological process (GO): defense response to other organism
Molecular function (GO): ADP binding
Source: RefSeq, a predicted model, not a curated record